Molecule: messenger RNA, 2757 nt
Organism: Hippocampus comes (tiger tail seahorse)
Lineage: Eukaryota; Metazoa; Chordata; Actinopteri; Syngnathiformes; Syngnathidae
Gene: itpkcb
Product: inositol-trisphosphate 3-kinase Cb
Exons: 9
Coding region: 433-2394 (653 amino acids)
Biological process (GO): phosphatidylinositol phosphate biosynthetic process; inositol phosphate biosynthetic process
Cellular component (GO): cytoplasm; nucleus
Molecular function (GO): inositol hexakisphosphate kinase activity
Source: RefSeq, a predicted model, not a curated record
UGUAACUUUCUAUGUACCCGGUAAUAUAUAUUAGGAUUUUUUUUUUUUUAGAAUCUCGAAACGUUACUGAAUUUAACACGUCUAGGUUAUUAGAUUUUUUUUAUGGAUCCUUUUUCGGUGUUAGGUUAAGACAACUUGAAGCACUUUAAGGCACUUCUCUGUUAUUGACAGGCGUUUCCUCUUUCACAUUAACCGCAUCGGCAGCCUGACAUUCGAGGACAAAAGAAGGGCGCAUUGCGGCUUCUUGCGCAUGCUUCAGGCACGCCAUCAGGCAACUUUUAAAAGCUGCCUACAUAUCUCCCUCUCGCACACUAGAAUGACAACUCGGAUGUGAGCAGUCUCCUCAAGCCAGACGAGGGGACUGAAGGACGGAACAAUACUGAACAACCCAAGGGAGUGUCUCUGGAGUUAUUCUGUUCAACGGCGAGCGAGAUGGGCCAAACUCGCUCGGUUGUUUCGCCUUCACACGCCACCGCCGCCCCCGGCACAACAUGUAAAGCAGACGAGGCGGUCCGGCGUCCUGAUACACGUAGGCUAAAAUGCGAAAGAAAUCGUCUCACUCUUCGGAUAAACGGGAACCCGAUGAAAAGACAAGCGCUGUCGUGUCUGGGGAGGCGUAAGCGAGACUCAAGCCAGACGCGAGCGGAGCCGAGCUACGGAAGCGAAGCGGGGGAGCCAGCUGCCCGUCACGAACGACGAGAGGGAAAGUUACCCAGGGACGAGGCCGUAUCGGCGGCCGAGGAGCAGCGAUUCGCCGCAGAUUCCUUGUUGGAGGCGCCGACGCCCGCCCGAGAUGUGAGCGGGGAGACGACGGUUGGUCCAACCGAGAAGCCAGUUGGGGGGAGGCGGAGCGCUGAAGUGAACGCUGCGGGCUGCGUGGAGACGAGUACCACGCGGGAGGACAAUGCCUCGGACCCACCGACGAGGGCCAUGGAGUAUCAGCCACUGGGGGAAAACAGCCAUGAUCGUUUAAUGGCACCAUUGGGAGAGUUGAGCCGGGAUGAGUCUAACUCUAAGCGGACUUUAACAAGCUUACAGUCGGGCGAUGGUGUUAAUCAAGUGGCCGGUUCGAUUACAAUGACCCAAAGUGAUUUAAUUAUCGUCCCCAGUCCCCCUGAAGACACAAACUUUGACUCUGACAAGCCCACCCAGAAUCUCCAUUAUCGCGGACCCAUACCAAAACUCAUCAUCACUCGGGACCCCAGUCCCACCCGCUCCGAGGAAUCAUCAACCCGGUUAUGCCUCCGAACCGAUGUUAGCACCGGGUGGGGCUCGGAGCUGCACCCGGACGACGAGUCUCCGUGCUCGGAUAGCGGCUGCGGCGGGUCCCCGGCGCUAUUGCGCUCUCCCAGGAAGCUGUCCAACUCUUCUUCGCUCGGCCUGUCGUCCGCCUCGUCCUUCGAGGAGUCCGAGGACGACUACACGGGCAGCGACAUCGAGUCCAGCUUGUCUCCGGCUAGGUCCCUCUGCAGCCCGGACGACGUCACACCGAAUAAGCCGUGGCAUAAGUUGAAGACCAUGGUGCACUGGUCCCCCUUCGUCGUGUCCUUCAAGAAGCGCUACCCGUGGGUGCAGCUCGCCGGCCAUGCAGGUAACUUCCAGGCCGGCGAGAACGGUCGCCUAUUAAAGCGAUACUGCGAGUGCGAGCAGCAAUGUCUCCAGAAGCUGAUGAAGGACACUCUUCGGCCGUACGUGCCCGGUUAUUACGGGGUGGUGCAAAGAGACGAGCAGGACUACAAUCUGAUGGACGACCUGCUGGCUGAUUUUGAUUCGCCGUCCAUCAUGGAUUGUAAAAUGGGCAGCAGGACCUAUUUGGAGGAGGAGCUGAUGAAAGCGAGAGAGCACCCGCGCUUGCGCAAGGACAUGUACGACAAGAUGGUCGCCGUGGACCCCGGUGCCCCCACCGAACAGGAGAGGGCCCAGCAGGGCGUGCUCAAGCCCAGAUACAUGCAGUGGAGGGAGACGCUCAGCUCCACCGCCACGCUUGGCUUCCGCAUCGAGGGUAUCAAGAAAGCUGAUGGCACCUGCAACACCAAUUUUAAGACCACCAAACUCAAGGAGCAAGUGAUGCGGGCCCUGGAGGACUUUGUUGACGGAAACACUGAGACUCUGAACUUGUACCUGCAACGCUUAGAGGAGCUGCGGACCGUGCUGGAGCAGUCACAUUUCUUCAAGACGCAUGAGGUGGUGGGCAGCUCUCUACUGUUUGUACACGAUGCUUCGGGGAAGGCCCGCGUGUGGAUGAUUGACUUCGGCAAGACGGUACCUCUGCCCGCCCACAGGACCUUGGACCACCGGACCCCUUGGGUAGAGGGCAACCAGGAGGACGGCUAUAUGUGGGGGCUGGACAACCUCAUAGAUAUCUUUGGCUCCAUGCUGCCGCAGGUGUCCUGAGCUGGAGAACCUCAAGACCUCUCAAUGAUAAAACUGGAAGAAGUGCUGAUUGCGGACUGAAGCCACUUAAGCAAGAUAGGACUUUAAUGGCUAAGUGGAUUGCAGCCUUGUUCAUGUUGUCGGCGCCUUUGGAGACAACAUCACAGCCUCCACUGGGGUUAUUUUGCCUCCUUUCACGGUUUGCAAAUAAAGACACAGCAACACUAAAACACUGAUUAUUGAACCAUGUCAAUGACAAGUGUAAAUGCAAAUUUAAUUUUCCUGCCUUUUAUAAAACCCUUUGUACAAUUUUUCUAUGGGUAACUUUUUAAAAGAAAGAUCAUUCAUGCUAAUUUUCUUCUACCUUGAACCCUCUUAACAGAA